AUGGAAAUUAGACAAAGAAGUUUAGUUCAGAGACUUGACCUCUAUUUUUGGCCUUACACUGCAAAUAAUUAUAUAAAAUAUACGAUAUACUUCACUCCCAAAUGCUGACUCUUCUUCAGGUUUCUUGGAGCAGCUUUUUGCAUUAUGACUUUUGCAUUGUCAAUUGUAGAGACACCUACUUUUGAUUUUCUUGUAAUUUUAGCUGACUGAGGCUGUGUUAUAACCUCACUAUACUUUUCCAUGACUUUAUAUAACUACAAAUACUCUAAUUGCUGAAAAAUCACACACUUUUUAUAUGAACUGAGCUGAUGCAUUGAUUGGACGGUUGUUCUUUUAUUUUGGGGAAUUAUCUAUCCUACCCAAACCUGGGGGCAAAGCAUUCAAGUUACUGUUUUAGCAAAUGGAGGGGUGUUUAUAUUUAUCCUAAUUGAUUCGAUUAAUAACCAAAUUUGGUUUUUCCGAAAGCAUGUUUAUCUGAUAGUAAUUAUUGGCUUUUUAUAUACACUACUGCAUUUGAUUUAUACUUUAGCUGUUAGGAAAGUAUAUGAUAUAGUAAAUUAUAAGAAUGCUUAUACUUAUCUCAUAAUUUUAGGAACUUAUCUGAUGCUAAUCAUCAUCUUUAUUCUAGGAGCGUUUUUAGACAAGUUUAAAUCAAAAUUCGGAUCCUCAGAUCUUAUUCCUGCCACAUCCAGCUUUGCAAGCUCAAUUGCUGACGACCGCAGAGAAAUUUCUUUAAUGAAUCAAAAAAAUAAGCGGUAA
Messenger RNA from Blepharisma stoltei, 759 nucleotides. NCBI's taxonomy places the organism in Eukaryota, Ciliophora, Heterotrichea, Heterotrichida, Blepharismidae. The record is from the annotation of a GenBank genome assembly.